Pangasianodon hypophthalmus (striped catfish) is the source of this 5592-nucleotide messenger RNA. It is a transcript of the gene acanb, whose product is annotated as aggrecan b. The transcript has 17 exons. The coding region runs from base 395 to 4234 and encodes 1279 amino acids. The record is from RefSeq and is a predicted model, not a curated record. Gene Ontology annotation, molecular function: hyaluronic acid binding. Lineage: Eukaryota; Metazoa; Chordata; Actinopteri; Siluriformes; Pangasiidae. Gene Ontology annotation, biological process: cell adhesion.
GCUCCCAGCACACACAGGGGGAGGCAAGCAGUCCAAAAGACCAGCAAACCAACAGCAAGCUGCUUCUCAUUGUAAGGAGCUAAGGCACUGCAAUAAGACAACGUGUUAAAAGGACAAAGUAAUUUGUGUUCUGAGCAUGUGGGUCUCUUGGGGCAUUUUUUUUGGGUGAGGGCCUCCUGUGGAACACAGUGAUGUGUUUACCUUGGCCAUCACGCAGGCCUCAGCCCACGCUCGAACAGACCUCUGCUUAUUGGCCUUUACCUGAUGGGAAAAGAACACACCACACAGUGUGAAUGAAGACACUGUAGAAUAGCUCAACCCCUUGCUCCUCCCCAACCUGAUGAGCUCCGAAGACAAGCCUAGACAUGAAGUAGCAUUUUUUGAACUGUGAACCAUGACUGCUUUUCUUCUACUGUGUGCCUGCCUCAGUGUCUCCUCUGUAGCAGUAACGUUUGGACAAAUAAUUGAUGAGGACAGUACCCUUGGUGUUAGCAUCCCCGUGGAGCAGCCACUGCGCCCUCUGCUAGGAGGGAAGAUGAUCAUCCCCUGUUAUUUUCAGGACAACACAGCCCACGACCCUGGAGCCCCUACCAUUGCUCCUCUAUCCCAACGCAUCAAGUGGAGCUACAUUUACAAAGGCAAAAUAAGCCUCAUCCUGGUGGCAAUUGGGGGAAUAGUACACACUGAGCCAGAUUAUUUGGACCGGGUGACCAUGGUGAACUAUCCCUCAGUACCCACAGAUGUCACCAUAGAGAUCUCAGAGCUGCGCUCCAGCGAUUCUGGGACAUACCGAUGCGAGGUCAUGCAGGGCAUUGAGGACAACUACGACUCAGUGGAGAUGCAUGUUCAAGGCAUCGUGUUCCACUACCGGGCCAUAACCAGCCGAUACACCCUGACCUUUGACAUGGCAAAGGCAGCCUGCAUCCAGAACAGUGCCGUUAUUGCGACCCCUGAACAGCUGCAAGCUGCUUACGAUGAUGGGUUUCACCAGUGUGAUGCAGGAUGGCUUUCAGAUCGAACUGUCAGGUAUCCCAUUCAUGAGCCCAGGGAGCCUUGCUAUGGAGACAAGGAAAAUUUUCCGGGUGUACGAACAUAUGGAAUCAGAGAUGAUAAUGAGACCUAUGAUGUGUACUGCUUUGCAGAGAAGAUAUCUGGCAAAGUCUUCUACUCCAUGUCCAUGAAAAAGUUUACAUUUUCUGAGGCAUCUGAACAGUGUGUAAAGCUCGGAGCCCAAUUGGCCACUACAGGUCAAUUGUACUUGGCCUGGAAAGCUGGAAUGGAUGUGUGCAAUGCUGGCUGGUUAGCAGAUGGGAGUGUGAGAUACCCUAUCAACAUUGCCCGCCCUCAGUGUGGCGGGGGUCUCCUGGGUGUAAGGACUGUGUACCGUUUUCCAAACCAGACAGGUUAUCCACACCCAGACUCUCUCUAUGAUGCCAUCUGCUAUGAGGGAGAGGAUAAAGUACCCAGUCCUUACCCUCCAGUACCUGUUGUACAUGUGUCAACAGAAUCCCACUCUCCAGUACCUGAUAUUUACAUGACCACAGAUUUCCAAUCCCCAGUACCUGACAUUUACAUAACCACAGAAUUACAUUCUCAAGUACCUGAUAUUUACGUGACCACAGACACUGAGUUUAGUGUAGGCACUUUCACUUCCAGUCCAGUAGCCUAUCCUGAGAGUGUCACCACUGAGGGUGAAGCUCGAGGGGAGUUUGUAACUCAUGAGCCCUACGUUACCACCAUGGUACCACCCCCUUCCAUCCCUCCUACUGUAAUUGAGACUGUCACUGAGGAUGCGAUCGUUGUAGCUACAGUUCCGCCUGCUCUGGAAAACGAGUUACCCAGAGAUAAUGUCAGCACUGUUCCAGAAUUUAAAGGAGUGGUGUUCUACUACCGCUCAGGUUCAGGGCGCUACGCUUUCAACUUUCGUGAGGCUCGGGUCAUCUGUUACAGUCAGAGAGCUGAAAUAGCCACACCCAAGCAGUUGCAGGCAGCCUAUGAGGGUGGCCUGCAUCAGUGCAAUGCUGGCUGGCUCCAGGACCAGUCUGUCAGAUACCCUAAUGCCAAUCCUGAGGAGUGCUCUGGAGAUCAAAAGAAUGCUUCUGGGGUGAUCUCUCAUGGGCUUAGGCCUGCAUAUGAACGCUAUGAUGUGUAUUGCUACAUCGACAAAAUACAGGGGGACGUCUUCUAUGUCAAUUCCCUGGCAAACCUUACCUACCAAGAGGCGGCAGAUUACUGCCAUAGCCAGAAUGCCACCCUGGCCUCCACAGGGGAGCUGUAUGCUGCCUGGAGUCAAGGCUUCCAUAACUGCAACCCAGGCUGGUUGUCUGAUGGCAGCGUCCGCUACCCAGUUCAAACGCCACACCUCAGCUGUGGUGUAAAUAAAACAGGAAUUUACACCAUUUAUGCUAACCCUGACCAGACUGGAUUCCCAGAUCCUUACUCCAGAUAUGAUGCUUACUGUAUUAGAGCUCUUCCACUUAGCUCUCCAGAAUCUAUGGCAGAAAGUGGUUAUGGAUCUGGCAGUGGGUUACCCAGUGCUGAAGGUUCCAGCAGUGGCUUCCUCAGUGGAGAUGUAUCUGGCACUGACCUUGCCAGUGCUGAAGGUCCCAGCAGUGGCUUCCCCAGUGGAUAUAUAUCCGGCAGUGGCCUUUCCAGUGCUGACGGUUCCAGUAGUGGCUUCCCCAGUGGCGAUGUGUCCAGCAGCACAAUCUCCAGUGGCAGUGUGUCUGGGUCUGGUGAAAGUGGUGAUGGCUCAGGCGUCUUUCUCAUCCACCAUGAGAGUGUAGACAUGCUGCCAGCGGGACCUGUUUUAGGAGGCUCUCAAGAAGCAACAGAAGGGAGUGCAGAGUUUUAUGCCUCGGGAAUAGAAUCUGGAGACGUCAGUGGGGACCACUCAGGAUCAGGUGAUGUGUCUGGAUCUGGACAGGAUAGAAGUGGGUCUGGCGGUCUGCCAACUGGAUCUGGCAGUGGAGAUAUGAUCAUCUUGGUUGAUCAUUUAUUGACCUAUAUGCCCUUUCCACAGCCUAAAACAGAGCAAGAAGUCAGUGGCUUCAGUGGGAUCACAAGUGGCUCUGGAUUCAGUGGCAUGCCCAGUGGUGAUGUCAUGAGUGGCUCUGGAUUCAGUGGCAUGCUCAGUGGUGAUGUCAUGAGUGGCUCUGGAUUCAGUGGCAUGCACAGUGGUGAUGUCAUAAUUGGCUCUGGAUUUAGUGGAGUGCCCAGUGGUGAUGCCAUUAGUGGCUCUGGAUUCAAUGGAGUGCCCAGUGGUGAUGUCAUGAGUGGCUCUGGAUUCAGUACAAUGCCCAGUGGUGAUGUCAUAAGUGGCUCUGGGCUCAGUGGUGUCCAUAGCGGUGAUGUCAUGAAUGGAUUUAGUGAACAUCACAGCAGAACCUCUGGAUCCACUGUUCUGUUUUCUGGGCCUUCAUAUAAAGAGGAUAUAAGUGGCAAUGGAGGUUUGCUUCUUGACUUGGAGGAUGUUAAUGCCACUGAUGUUUCACCUAUCAACACCACCAGUACAACCACAUUAACCGUUACAACCAGUCCCUUGACAUUGCGCCUGACACCACCUACCAUGGACCAUCCCAUUGUUACUGAGGCAGCACAAGGAUGUGCAGAUGACUGGGUGGAAUUUGAGGGCAGCUGCUAUGUACACUUCACUGAAAGAAUGAACUGGACGAAUGCUGAACAGCACUGCCGGGAGCUAAACUCUCAUCUGCUUAGCAUCACUUCCAAGCAAGAGCAAAUAUUUAUCAACGAUAACAUUUGGGACAACCAGUGGAUUGGACUCACUGACAGAGACCAGCAAAAUGAGUUCCGCUGGACAGAUGGAAGCCCUUUGGAAUAUGAAAACUGGAUACCGAGACAGCCAGAUAAUUAUAUUAAUGCUCCAGAAGAAUGUGUAGCAAUGAUUCGGCGUGAGUUUGGCCAAUGGACUAAUGUGCCUUGUAACUACCUUCUGCCCUUCACAUGCAAAAGUAGAUCUGGCAAAUGCUCCACACCUCCUGAGAUUGAAAAUACCAGGAUGUUAGGAAACAGCAGGGAGUACUACCCAGUCAACUCCAUCAUCCGCUAUCUGUGUGACCCCGGCUUCACACAGCGGCACCACUCUGUGAUACGCUGCAUGCCAGACGGCCAAUGGGAAGAGCCUAAAGUGGAAUGUGUAGAACGCACUGCAAUACACAUACUACAAAAAAGAUCCCUCAAGUGGCAUUCCAAAGCAGUCAGCAGUCGAACAUGAAGAAAGGUCCUCUAAGCAGGACACAAGGCACGCACUUCAAAUCAUCUAGAGGACUGUUGUUAGCAUAAAGCAUCUCUGCACAAGUCUUUUUUGCCCAGAAGAAAUCCAGUAGCCUCGGUAACAGGGUCCACUUUAUACAAUGAUGCACAUUACUUUCUGUUCUGUAGUCCGCCUGGCUGAUUUAUUUUCGAGUGUUACUCAGUGCCUUGCUGUUGGGGAAAAAGAAGAAGGAACAAGUUUUCUGAGUGAAAGUCCAAGGAAAGAAUAUCUUCCCACCAUUAAGCAGUUUUAUUUCUUAUACAACCUAAUGUUUAACCCAGAGUUAACCCCCUAAAGUCCCAGCUUGUUUUUAGUUACUCAAGCUUGAGCAUAUUAUUCAGUAACUACUUGGAAUUAUUCAGUAACUACAGUGAAAUUAAAUUGAAAGUCAUGUAGUUACAAGAGUGAAGAAUGUGAGUGGACCAUACAGUGGAUAAAAGUCUAAAAACUAAAUCUGAAAAAAUAAAUUAGAUAAUUUUAGAUUUUUAAUCAAUAACAGGCUGAAUAUUUUGUGGAGAUGGGGAAAAAUGAAGCCCUGGAAACAAACUGCUUGAAAAGUAUUCUUUGUGCUCAACUGGUGACAACUGUUGGUUACUUUAUUCUUCCUGUUUUGCAUCAUUUUCUUUGCUUUUCCAUGAGAAAAGCUUGAGUAAAAGAGAGAAAGAGUGAGUGAUUGUAGGGUGGGCAUAAGAGUAACACUUAUAUAAAAAGACAAAAGGCUUCAGUGACUACAGCUGGAUAUAAUAAACUCAAAAGUAUUUCAAAUUAAUUCUGAGGACACGAUUUUUUUCUUGUUUUGUCUUUGUUGUUUGUCCUUUGUUUGUACGUCUAGCUUCAACACAGAAAACAAAUGAGACUGUGAAAAAUAAAACAUCCAUUUCUGUUCACUGGAAACUUUAAAAUUCGUGAUAUAAAUUAACAGCUGAAAUGAGAACAAUAUUUAUUAAAGACUAAAAGCUUGAAGCACAUUUAAUUGUCUUUUCAAUUAGGAAAGCUAGUCCCCGUAUGAAGCAAUGCUUAUAUUACAGAGAGACAGAGGAUUGCUAAUUGCAUAGAACCGCCUGCCAAAAAACAAUUCCUACGCUGAUAAUGGAAGAUGGCACCACAAAUAUUAACAUGUUCACAUGCCAAAAUUUAGCUGGGUAACCCAGAGCUGUCUCUGUAAGGUAAGCGGUGAUUAUUGCACUGGUUUGUAUUUUAGUCAUACAGAGUAAUAGCCUACACUUUUAUAUGCCAUUGUCUUGCUGUCAACUGUUACACUGAGCUCAUAGCUAUCUGAGUGCCACACCUGUGUCCACUGAAUAAACAGAGACUAAAUA